GGGCUUGUGGGUGGGGCGCUGACCUGCUGCUUCGCCACCGCGGACCCGCCCUCUGUCCUCACCAGCCGAGCCUUGGUUGGGCGCGGGCCGCUUCGUCAGGCAGCGGUCGGAGAGAGAGCCAUGGGGACAGUGCACGCCCGGAGUUUGGAGCCUCUUCCACCCGGUGGACCUGAUUUUGGAGCAUUAGGAGAAGAAGCUGAAUUUGUUGAAGUUGAACCUGAAGCUAAGCAGGAAAUUCUUGAAAACAAAGAUGUGGUUGUUCAGCAUGUUCAUUUUGAUGGACUCGGGAGGACUAAAGAUGAUGUCAUCAUGUAUGAAAUUGGAGACGUUUUUAAGGCUAAAAACCUCAUUGAGGUAAUGCGGAAAUCUCAUGAAGCCCGUGAAAAGCUGCUUCGUCUGGGGAUAUUUAGACAAGUGGAUGUUUUGAUCGAUACCUGUCAAGGUGAUGACGCACUUCCGAAUGGGUUGGAUGUCACAUUCGAAGUAACCGAAUUGAGGAGGCUGACGGGCAGUUAUAACACCAUGGUUGGCAACAAUGAGGGCAGCAUGGUACUUGGCCUCAAACUCCCUAAUCUGCUAGGCCGUGCAGAAAAGGUGACAUUUCAGUUUUCCUAUGGAACAAAAGAAACUUCCUAUGGCCUGUCCUUCUUCAAACCACAGCCCGGAAACUUCGAAAGAAAUUUCUCUGUAAACUUAUAUAAAGUUACUGGACAGUUCCCUUGGAGCUCACUUCGGGAGACAGACAGAGGAGUCUCAGCCGAGUAUAGUUUUCCCGUUUGGAGGACCAGCCACACCGUCAAGUGGGAGGGCGUGUGGCGGGAGCUGGGCUGCCUCGCCCGGACAGCGUCCUUCGCCGUCCGAAAAGAAAGCGGCCACUCGCUGAAAUCGUCUCUUUCGCACGCCAUGGUCAUCGACUCUCGGAACUCCUCCAUCCUUCCCAGGCGGGGCGCGCUGCUCAAAGUCAACCAGGAGCUGGCAGGCUACACCGGAGGCGACGUGAGCUUCAUAAAAGAAGAUUUUGAGCUUCAGUUGAAUAAACAACUUGUAUUUGAUUCAGUUUUCUCAACAUCUCUCUGGGGUGGAAUGCUGGUACCCAUUGGUGAUAAACCAUCCAGUAUUGCUGAUAGGUUUUACCUCGGGGGACCGACAAGCGUGCGCGGCUUCAGCAUGCACAGCGUUGGGCCACAGAGUGAAGGGGACUACCUGGGCGGAGAGGCGUACUGGGCCGGCGGCCUGCACCUGUACACCCCGCUGCCCUUCCGGCCGGGCCAAGGCGGCUUUGGGGAGCUCUUCAGGACUCACUUUUUUCUCAACGCGGGAAAUCUCUGCAACCUCAACUAUGGGGAGGGCCCCAAAGCGCAUAUUCGUAAAUUGGCCGAGUGCAUCCGCUGGUCCUACGGAGCUGGCAUCGUUCUACGGCUCGGCAACAUCGCCCGGCUGGAACUGAACUACUGCAUCCCCAUGGGCGUGCAGCAAGGUGACAGGAUAUGUGACGGCGUCCAGUUUGGAGCUGGGAUAAGGUUCCUGUAGCUGUCGCAGAGCACCCUCCAGCCCCUCCGGGACACGCUCCGGGAUUCGGCAGCAGUGGGUCAUGGCGCCACACACGUCCUGUGCACAUCACGUUCGAGUGAUGCCUCGACUACAGCCCUCGCGGGAAACUGUGUCAAUAAAUUUUAAAGACAAACACUCA
Molecule: messenger RNA, 1690 nt
Organism: Pteropus alecto (black flying fox)
Lineage: Eukaryota; Metazoa; Chordata; Mammalia; Chiroptera; Pteropodidae
Gene: SAMM50
Product: SAMM50 sorting and assembly machinery component
Exons: 15
Coding region: 121-1530 (469 amino acids)
Biological process (GO): protein insertion into mitochondrial outer membrane; mitochondrial respiratory chain complex assembly
Cellular component (GO): SAM complex; outer membrane
Source: RefSeq, a predicted model, not a curated record